Messenger RNA from Caenorhabditis briggsae, 1611 nucleotides. Gene Ontology annotation, biological process: homologous chromosome pairing at meiosis; protein sumoylation; reciprocal meiotic recombination. The transcript is spliced from 6 exons. Lineage: Eukaryota; Metazoa; Nematoda; Chromadorea; Rhabditida; Rhabditidae. Bases 1 to 1611 code for a protein of 536 amino acids. Gene Ontology annotation, cellular component: synaptonemal complex. Gene Ontology annotation, molecular function: SUMO transferase activity. The record is from RefSeq and is a predicted model, not a curated record.
AUGGCUGCGACAGGACCAAGUAUGGUCAGCAGUGCAUUGGAAAUUGUACAUUGUAAUGAGUGUGCCACAAAAUUUAAUGAGAGAAAUCCCGGAAUACUGGUGUCAUGUGGUCAUAAUGUAUGCAAAGAAUGUGCACCCAACUUGUCUGGAAAAUAUUAUUUUUGCAUGGUUUGUAAAAAGUCACAGCCACAGAUCCAGGAAGGGUCAAGUUUUCUUCAAUUACUAGUUGAAAAAAUGGAAAAGGAUUUGGAAUCGACUUGUAAAGAAGAACCAAAAAGAUCUGCAUGUUCUGAGUGUCGGAUGGUUGACUUUGACACGAAUCUGACAAUUUGCCACGAGUGCAGCAAAUGGGAAGUUGGUGAUUCGCAUGAAGAACAUACCGAUUACGCCAAACGUCCUAUCAGAUGGUUGAUGUGUUUCCCAUGUGCAGAGAAAAAUCAUUCCGGUCAUCCUGUUAUGACAGAAGAAACGGUUAAAAAAAUGUUACAUACUUCGGAAUCGACAAAACGGAUCACACACUUUAAACAUGGAACAGAAAAAUUACUGAACUGGUUUUCAUUGGCGGAGAACAUUGUAUCUGAAAAUAAAGUUUCAACGAAUCAGAUUUUCCAAGAGCUAAUGAGAAAAGUGAACAAUGGAGAAUAUUCAGUGGGAUCGGGAUAUCCACAUAUCAUCAAAGCACUGGACAACUUUAAUCAUUCAUUCAACGAAGAUCAAUUGGCGAUGAGAAAUAUUUUUGCCAACUUUGGAAUCCGAAAGAAUUAUAUGCAAUGUCUUCUGAAGUUUGUGGACAAAACAAAAGAUGAUACUGGAACUUUUAAUCGUGUCGAAGUUUCGAGUAAAGAGAGACUCACGGAUACCAGUUCGAUAAUUCUGAAGCAUGUCACAGAAUUGGCGGAACUUUUGGAGGAACGAGAACAUUCGGGUGAUCUCGAGCAGUCAGGAGACGACGAAAACGCUGUAUUAGAAGAUGCUGAUAAUCAAGAUAAUAUGUCAAAUGUUGGUCGGAAAACUCCUCAGCCAAAUCGAAAAAGCACCAGAAGGACAGCAGCAUCAUAUGCAUCAGCUGAUGAAAGCACACCAUCUAGGAAAAAGAGAAAAGAAAGCACAGAAAAAACGCCAAGAAGCACCCGGAAGAAGGUGAAUAAGAAGGAAGCAAGUGAAGUUCAGCCUCAAGAACCGAGUCGCAGUGAUUCAGCCAAUACAAAUACGAUGACUCCACCAACGAUACGAACUGAUAUCACACCACCUCUACCAACAAAUUCCCUUAAUCCUUAUACAUCUCCACUGGCUGCUCCUUCAAUGAUUCCUCAGAAUCUUUCUGUAUCUUCAAGUAGUGGAUCAGUGACGCCUCUUCUUCCAAUUUCAUUUGAACCUGUUAUGUCUCCCCAUAAUAGUCAACAACAUCAACAUGAAGCAACGUAUGAUCAGUCACACACCGAUUAUCAGAAUCACUAUUCUGGAUACGCGAACAUUUAUGACGGAAGACCCCUUUCCGCUCAAUGGGAUCAUUCCAGGCAGCUUUACGAAUCAACAUCUGCCGCUUCUGAAUAUUCCGCUCUUCAUAACAAUCAACAGCAAACGGUCUACAACGGUUCGUCUUUGAUCUAA